This is a messenger RNA of Monodelphis domestica (gray short-tailed opossum), 1481 nucleotides long. The record is from RefSeq and is a predicted model, not a curated record. NCBI's taxonomy places the organism in Eukaryota, Metazoa, Chordata, Mammalia, Didelphimorphia, Didelphidae.
CGUGCGCGGCUCCGGCUGGGCAGGAUUCCGGACAACGCCUGGUUCCUCUCGGCUCCUUCCGGCGUUGCCGGAGUGAAUUGAUCCGGGAGUUGAAGAGGCUCUGGAGGUGGGAAGUGGAGUCAGUCCCGAAGCCGCUGCCACCUCUAAGGGAAGGGCUGCCCUGCCGGCCUUGGCCUCGAGGCGUCCCGGCAGGCGAGGAGUUAAGUAAGGUGAUGGAAAGAGCACUGAAUUGAGUUACGAAGACCUGGUUUAUAAUCUUAACUCUACUACUUAUCACUGGCAUGACCUUGAGCAAGUUUCUUAAGCCUCUGGGGCUCCACUUUGUAAAGUCAGUAGAUUUGAAUCAUCCAUUCUUGACGCAAAAGAAAAAAAAAACUUCAGUGAAUGAAGAGUCUUCUACUUUUUAGCACUGUUUUUCUACUGUAGUUGGUCUUUGAAUGAGGAUGACAAUGGAAGAGAUGAAGAAUGAAGCUGAGACCACUUCUAUGGUUUCUAUGCCACUAUAUGCAGUCAUGUACCCUGUGUUUAAUGAGCUAGAACGAGUAAAUCUGUCAGCAGCUCAGACAUUGAGAGCAGCUUUCAUCAAGGCUGAAAAAGAAAACCCAGGUCUCACCCAGGACAUCAUUAUGAAAAUUCUGGAGAAAAAAAGCGUAGAAGUUAACUUCACAGAAUCCCUUCUUCGUAUGGCAGCUGAUGAUGUAGAAGAAUAUAUGAUUGAGAGACCAGAGCCUGAAUUCCAGGACUUGAAUGAAAAAGCACGAGCACUUAAACAGAUUCUCAGUAAGAUCCCUGAUGAGAUCAAUGACCGAGUAAGGUUCCUUCAGACAAUCAAGGAUAUCGCUAGUGCAAUAAAAGAACUUCUUGACACAGUGAACAACGUCUUCAAGAAAUAUCAAUACCAGAACCGCCGGGCACUUGAACACCAAAAGAAAGAAUUUGUAAAAUACUCCAAGAGCUUCAGUGACACUCUGAAAACCUAUUUUAAAGAUGGAAAGGCAAUAAAUGUGUUCAUAAGUGCCAACCGACUAAUUCAUCAAACCAACUUGAUACUUCAGACCUUCAAGACUGUGGCCUGAAAGUUGUAUAUGUUAAGAGCUGUACGUUUCCGUGGUGGUGUUAAGCUGCUGCCUUUACCUGUAAAUUUUAAAGUUUGACUGUAUAAAUUAUCAGUCCCUCCUGAAGGGGCCUAAUCCAGGAUGUUGAAUGGGAUUAUUGCCAUCUUACACCAUAUUUUUGUAAAACGUAGCUUAAUCAUAAUCUUACACUGAAGAUUUUGCAUCACUUUUGCUAUUAUCAUUCUUUUAAGAAUUAUAAGCCAAAAGAAUUUACGCCUUAAUGUGUCAUUAUGUAACAUUCCUUAAAAGAAUUGUAAAUAUUGGUGUUUGUUUCUGACAUUUUAACUUGAAAGCGAUAUGCUGCAAGAUAAUGUAUUUAACAAUAUUUGGUGGCAAAUAUUCAAUAAAUAGUUUACAUCUGUUAAA